UGAAUCGGGUUUUUCCAUGGCCCGGGUUUUCGAGAGUUGAAAUUUGCUUGGAUUUUCAUUUAAUAUUCUCAGGAAAUUUUGAUUCUCUGAGGAAACGAAAGGAGCUCACGGAUUUUUUUCAUCUCUUUGUUUGGCUAAUUGCGUUAGGUUUUUCUUUUUCCUUUUGAAAUGAAGUCUUCGUGGGGUAAACUAAGAAGAUUUGCGCAUCACAAGAACGAUGACAAGGAUAAAUUAGAUUUUUUAUCCUCAGCUCAUUUGGACGAACUCGCCCAGGCGGCUCAGGAUAUGCAAGAGAUGAGAAAUUGCUAUGAUAGCUUACUUUUGGCAGCUGCAGCAACAGCUAACAGUGCAUAUGAAUUCUCAGAGUCACUACAAGAAAUGGGCUCCUGUCUGCAAGGAAAAAGGCUUCUACCCGAUGAUGAAGAAGGCCGGAGGAUUCUGUUAAUGUUGGGCAACUUGCAGUUUGAACUCCGAAAACUUGUGGAUAACUAUCGCUCACAUAUAUUGCUGACAAUUACAAAUCCAUCUGAGUCACUUCUCAAUGAGCUUAGGACAGUUGAGGAUAUGAAGAGGCAGUGUGACGAAAAAAGAAAUGUCUAUGAAUAUUUGGUGGCGCAACAAAAAGAAAAAGGAAGGUCUAAAGGUGGAAAAGGUGAAACUUUCACUUUGCAGCAGUUACAAACAGCUCGUGAUGAAUACGAUGAAGUGGCUACCCUUUGUGUUUUCCGAUUGAAAUCUUUGAAGCAAGGUCAAUCCAGAAGUCUUGUAACACAAGCUGCUCGUCACCAUGCAGCUCAGUUGAAUUUCUUUAGGAAAGGACUUAAAACACUUGAGGCAAUUGAGCCUCAUCUUAGGCAAGUUACAGAACAACAACACAUUGAUUACCAGUUCUGCGGCCUUGAAGAUGAUGAGGAAGAAGGUGUGAUUGCCUAUGACCCAAACAAAGAGGGGGAAUUAAGUUUUGACUAUAGAGAAAAUGAGAAGGGGGUUUGUGUUACAUCUGCAUCAAGGAAUUCAAUGGAGGUAGAUGAAGUAAGUUCUUCAUUUCCCCAAACUUCGAAGAUGGAAAAUGCAGAGGUAAACCCAGAGAAAAGCCAUGGGGAUAUUCAGGUCCCAAGUAGGGAGCAUAGAGUGGGUAGCCAUUCAGCCCCCAUAUUUCCAGAAAGGAAGAUUGAUCCCGCUGAAAGAGUAAAACAGAUGCUGCAGUCAUCUACAAGGAGGUCUAACGCAUAUGUCCUUCCAACACCAAAUGAUUCAUCAUUUGCAGCUUCUUCAAGAACAAUUAGCUCCGUUUCCCGCUCGAGACCAACAAAUGUUGUUGGACACCCACACAAUUUAUGGCAUUCUUCCCCGCUAGAGCAAAAGAACCAUGAGAAAGAUUCUGGUAAUGGUCAACCAUCAGAUUUUACCAUCUUGAAUUCUGAGUCAGUUCCCAAGAACAGCAAUAGUAAUAAUACCUCUACGCAACUACCCCCACCUUUGACUGAAGGACAAGAAUCUACCCAGCUGGACAUCUCCUCUGAAGCCAAAAAUAUAAAGAGAAAAUCUGUUUCUGGCCCGUUAACUAGUAAACAAUUGUUAACAAAGCCUGUUUUAUCGGGAAGCAGUUCUAUUCCAUCAGCCGAACUUCCCAAUUUAGCUUCUGCAGUAUUUUCUCAUGUAACGAUUCCUCGAUCAUUGUCACCACUCAAAGUAUCCCCAACUGCAUCACCCCCUCUUAUUUCUUCACCCAAACCAAAUGAGCUUCACGAGCUUCCGAGGCCUCCUGAUAGUUUAGCAGCCAAGUCAGCUAAACCUCCUGCCUUGGUUGGUCACUAUGCUUCACUAAUCUCAAGAAAUCAAGAACUUUCUGUGAAUCAUAUUCUUCCACUGGCAGCAAGUGGAUCAUCUCGUCUUCCAACUCCACCUUUGAUAGUACCUCGAAGUUUCUCUAUGCCUUCUCGCAAUCAAAGAGCUUCGGCGAAUCAUUUUUCCAGGCUUUUGGAGACUCCACAAGUUCCAGACAAGGAUGGAGAGGUUGCAUUGCCUUUGUUGAUGCCCAUUAAACCAAUACCCAGUGUUUCCGAAAUGGCAUCUCAUUCUGACCAAAUCAGAGGUGGGAGCUGAUUCAUUUGUGACUCGUCGAACCUUUAUCCAGAAAGUCGGAGUAGGUGAGGUGCUGUGUGUAAAUAUGAGGUUUAGCGAUGUGUUAGUAAGUGUGUGAUCCCAAAUCUUGAUUAGGCUGCCAUAUUUAUCGAGUAUUAAUGAUAAGAAGUUCCCACGAUUGCAGUGAUCGUUGUUGUUUAACACGUAUAUUGUCCGUUGUUCACAUAAGGAAAUUGUUUUUGUUGUUUGAUCUUUGAUGUAAGCUGUGCUGUGGAAGCACCCUAUGGGAAAAAAGGAUUUGGGAUUUGCCAGUUAAACGACCCAGAAAUA
This is a messenger RNA of Hibiscus syriacus, 2415 nucleotides long. RefSeq lists its product as uncharacterized. The transcript has 11 exons. NCBI's taxonomy places the organism in Eukaryota, Viridiplantae, Streptophyta, Magnoliopsida, Malvales, Malvaceae. The coding region runs from base 169 to 2106 and encodes 645 amino acids. The record is from RefSeq and is a predicted model, not a curated record.